Messenger RNA from Phycodurus eques (leafy seadragon), 1723 nucleotides. It is a transcript of the gene ivd, whose product is annotated as isovaleryl-CoA dehydrogenase. Gene Ontology annotation, biological process: L-leucine catabolic process. The record is from RefSeq and is a predicted model, not a curated record. Bases 136 to 1389 code for a protein of 417 amino acids. The transcript is spliced from 12 exons. Lineage: Eukaryota; Metazoa; Chordata; Actinopteri; Syngnathiformes; Syngnathidae. Gene Ontology annotation, molecular function: 3-methylbutanoyl-CoA dehydrogenase activity; flavin adenine dinucleotide binding. Gene Ontology annotation, cellular component: mitochondrion.
AGCCGCUUCGACUGAGGUUUGAUGUACUGUUGAAAAAGUGAGACCUCCAGUGUUCCCGCACGAGAAUACUUCUCUACGGGGACGCUAGCGUUGAUAUCACUCGAUCCGUUCAUACGUCAAAGGGGAACGGACGCCAUGUUUGCCGUCAGAAGCGCUCUCCGUCUGGGUCCGAAGCUAUUCAUUCCCGCGUUGGCGAGGCGCGGAUGCGCCGGGACUGCUAUCCCGGUGGACGAUGUGGUCAACGGGCUGACAGAAGAGCAGAUCCAGCUCAGGCAAAGUGUUCGUAAAUUCUGUGCAAAAAAACUUGGGCCCCAUGCUGAGGAGAUAGACAAGAAGAAUGAGUUUACAGGGAUGCGGGAAUUCUGGAAAGAUGCGGGUGAGAUGGGGCUGCUUGGCAUUACUGCACCUGUGGAAUACGGAGGCACUGGAUUGGGCUACCUCGAACACGUCAUCGUUAUGGAGGAAUUCUCUCGUGUGUCGGCGGCCAUCGCUCUCAGCUACGGCGCCCACUCCAACCUGUGCGUCAAUCAGAUGGUGCGCCACGCCAACGAGAAGCAGAAAGAGAAGUACAUGCCAAAGUUAAUGACAGGAGAGCAUGUGGGCGCCUUGGCUAUGAGUGAGCCUAACGCUGGCUCUGAUGUCGUGUCCAUGAAACUCAAGGCGAAGAAGCAAGGUGACUACUACGUUCUGAACGGUAACAAGUUCUGGAUCACAAACGGACCAGACGCCGACGUCCUCAUUGUGUACGCUAAAACAGACGUAGAGGCCUAUCAGAAAGGCAUCACUGCGUUCAUUGUUGAGAAGGGGAUGUCGGGUUUCUCCACAGCACAGAAGCUGGACAAACUGGGUAUGAGGGGGUCAAACACUUGUGAGCUGAUCUUUGAGGACUGCAAAGUCCCAGAGGGGAACAUCCUGGGUCCAUUAAACAAAGGGGUCUAUGUGAUGAUGAGCGGUCUAGAUCUGGAGAGGCUGGUACUCGCAGCUGGACCUGUUGGCAUCAUGCAAGCUGUUUUGGACGCUGCAAUUCCCUACCUACAUGUUAGAGAAGCUUUCGGAGAGAAGAUUGGACACUUUCAGCUGAUGCAAGGCAAGAUGGCUGACAUGUACACCAGGUUGAGCUCCUGUCGGCAAUAUUUGUACAACGUGGCCCGGGCCUGUGACAAAGGACACUUUAGUGCCAUGGACUGUGCCGGAGUCAUUCUGUACUGUGCCGAGAACGCCACCCAGGUCGCGCUGGAUGGCAUUCAGUGUUUGGGCGGUAACGGCUACAUCAAUGACUACCCCGUGGGACGCUACCUGCGGGACGCAAAGCUAUAUGAAAUCGGCGCAGGCACGAGUGAAAUCCGCCGCCUUAUUAUCGGACGAUCCUUCAAUGCCAUGUUCAAGUGAGAGAGAGAGAAAGAGAAGUGCUCUUCUCAAUGAGUGAGAGUGCAAUUUCGUCCACGAGAAACACUUCUUCACACCCUCACGGCCUUAACUUGUUGAACUAAUCAGUGCCGCUGUCCUACAUCAUGUUUGUGAAUCUCUGUUAAUGUUUUAUGUACAUGAAAUUAUGCCACAUUAACACCCGUAGUCUGAACACAUCAGUGCGAAGUAGCCUUCAUGUUCUGUUUUUCAUAUCAAGCAAUUACUUUAAUUACUGAAAUUCCAGAAAUACAGUUGUAAAAUGUUCCUGUUACAUAAGUCAUUUGUCACUUCAUUAAAUUCUAUUAGCAUUUGGAAA